Molecule: messenger RNA, 1366 nt
Organism: Oryzias melastigma (Indian medaka)
Lineage: Eukaryota; Metazoa; Chordata; Actinopteri; Beloniformes; Adrianichthyidae
Product: probable E3 ubiquitin-protein ligase ARI8
Exons: 4
Coding region: 180-980 (266 amino acids)
Source: RefSeq, a predicted model, not a curated record
ACCACCCAUUUACAGGAACCAGCAGAUCGUCUUCUAUUAGAAACACUGGGGGCGGAGCUUAAUAAGAAACUGUUUUGAUUCACUGCUUUCACUUUGUCACACGACUGGAAAAACACAGAGCUUCACAAAACUAAACAGUUCAUUUCUCUGGAGGAUUUUGUAAAUGGAUUUUCAACCUAAUGUGUGGUAACAAAGUGAGUAAAAUGGAAAAAGUCUACAACCUGAAGGAUAAAACCCUAAAAUUUGUGGAUGGAGAGGAUGAAUUAGACUUUCUCUACGAAGGUUUUGACUCUCCCAGAGCAGAGAUGUCCUGUGGUCACGCUGUGACUCCCAUGUCUCUCACCAACUGGUGCCGCUUGAUCCUAGAAAAGGGGGACAGCAGGUUUGUUUGUGGGGUGUGGGACUGUGAUGAGGAGUGGUCUUAUGAGGAGGUCUGUAAAAUGGCUCUGCUGACUCCUGAGGAGAAGGAGUAUUUUGAAACAACCAUGAAGAUCAUCGCUGACAGAGAACGCUUGAAAAAUACUAAAUUAUGUCCUGAAUGUAAAGUCCCCGUGAUGAGGACAGAUGAGUCCAACCUGAGAGUAUGUUGCCAGGUUUGCUCAAAAAAGAAAAGAAGAGACUUUGAUUUCUGCUGGCAGUGUCUGAAUGAGUGGAAGGGUCCACAGCCACGCUCAGACCGCUGUGAGAAUGACGGCUGCUUCAGUGAAGCUCUGAGAACUUUGAGGAACUGCCCAGAAAUCGACUUUGAAUCUGUGGACGUCAUCGGGUGUCCUUCUAUCCGGGCCUGUCCCACCUGUGGAUCUCUGCUGGAGCACAGCUCACUGGAGUGUAAAAAUGUCUUUUGUCCUCGAUGCAGAGUGGAGUUCUGCUUUGUUUGUCUUAAAAUCACAGAAGAAUGUUUGGAAACGAGCGCUCAUUUUGAUCCGUGCUCAGAUGGUGUGGCCCCCAGACAAACCUCCAUCCCUGUGUGGCGUCGGUGAUAAACUCUGGACUCUGCAUCUUUUUUUCAUACAAUUAAAUAAAAUGUAUUUAUUUAUGGUUGGUCGUUAAUUAUUUCCACUGGAACUUGAAAAAAACAGCAAACGGAUGUUACAUAGAGCCACAUUUUACAUCAAUCAUAACAUUAAAGAGACAUUGUGAAGAAAACAAUACUUAAAAACUAUUUUGACAGGUAGAAGAGAAGAAAAAUGAAAGAAAAAAGGUUUAAUUUUAUAGUACAUUAUCCACAGCUGAAAAGAAAAAAAUAUAUGAAAUGCUGUAGCAGCUGUAAAUUUGUGGUAGGACACAGUUUUACCUUUUAUGUUAAUUUUCUUACAAGAAAAUAUUCAAUUCAUAACUGACCCCUGAAAUAACCAUUUAAUAAUAA